AAGCUCUUCUUGCAUUCCUCUUGUUCAAAUGGGUAGCAAGCUAGUUAGGAGAGAAGUCACCUUUGGAUUCUUAAGAAGUGAACGGAAGGAGUGAUCCGUUGUCUCCAUAUCUCUUCAUCAUGGUCAUGGAAAAGCUGGCGUAUCUAAUCAACCAGAGGGUGGAGGAGAAACUUUGGAAGCCAUUUAGAAUUUCUCGAGGAGGCUUAUCUGUUUCUCAUCUCUUUUUUGCAGAUGAUAUUAUGCUUUUUGCUAAAGCUUCUCAUCAACAGUUGGAUGUUAUCUUGGAUUGUCUUAAUUCAUUUGCGGGGUGUUCUGGUUUAGUGUUGAAUUUGAAUAAAUCUAAGCUCUUCUUGUCUCCAAACAUCCAGUCGGUUGUGGCCAACUCGUUCAGUGCUAAAUGUAAUAUCCCUCUUUCUGCAAAUUUGGGUAAGUAUCUGGGGGUCCCCAUCUUACAUAAAAGGAAGACUGGGAGUGAUUAUCGUUUUAUUCUGGAGAAGAUACAAUCGAAACUUGCUGGCUGGAAGAAAUCACUGCUCAGUCUAGCAGGUAGGAAAACACUAAUCCAAUCAGUGACCUCAGCCAUUCCUUGUUACACAAUGCAAACUGUCCUGUUGCCGAAGUCUACAUGUGAAGCCAUUGAUAAACUAAACAGACAAUUCCUAUGGGGAUCUGACACUGAGUCAAGGAAGCCGCACCUGGUUAAUUGGGAAUCGGUCUGUAUGAGUAAAGAGGAGGGUGGACUUGGUCUUCGUUCAGCUUGGAGUAAUAAUAGAGCCCUUGUCUCUAAGUUAGGCUGGAAGAUGAUAACAAAUGAUGAAUCAUUAUGGUGCAAAGCACUCCGCGCCAAAUAUCUGAAAAACAAAUCCCUUUUCAACGUACAACCUCCACCGUCCUCCUCUGCGACGUGGCGAAGUAUCCUGAGUUGUCGGGAUGUGCUUAAAAUGGGGCUGAGAUGGCGUGUAGGUACUGGAGACAAUAUAAACUUCUGGAAUGAUAUCUGGGUUGGUGAUUUACCACUGCGGUGCCAUUUGGUGGGUCCGUUAGAUAGAGAUUCCUUGUCCUGGACAGUCUCUCAUGUCAUCUCAACAAGCAGAGAUUGGAAGGUAGAGGUAUUGUUGGAGCUGCUUCCGUUGGAAGUGGUGGAAGAAAUUAGAGCAAUACCUUUAGCCUCUCAAGCUGAGGUUUGUGAUACUUUAUAUUGGGCUGGUACAACAGAUGGCAAUUUUACAACCAAGUCUGCUUUUUCACUUAUUCAGCGUAGUCACCAUCAGAUAGUUUUUCCUUCCUUUAAUUGGCGUUGGAUCUGGAGAUUGCCAUGCUCGGAAAGGAUACGAAUGUUCAUGUGGUUAGUUUUCAAGGGUAGACUCUUUACAAAUGUACACAGGUAUAACUGCUAUCUCACUAGCUCACCUGCUUGUCCCCGCUGUAACUUAGAAUUGGAAACACCUUUCCAUAUUUUACGAGACUGUCAGUUUGCAAGGUCAGUAUGGGCUGCUUUGGGCAUUAGAGAUUUGGAGUUUUUCACUUGGGAUCUUACAACAUGGGUUCAACGAGCAACAUCCUCAAGAAGGAAGUUUGGUGACACUCAAAUUCCUUGGACUUUGGUGUUCCUUUCAGCUUUAUGGCUUCUAUGGAAGGAUAGGAACAAGCUUGUUUUUGAGCAAUCUUCCACUCUACCUUUUGUUCUUUGUUCUAAUAUUUUGCAGCAUUCCCAUUAUACUUUCUUGGCGCAAAGGUCCGGAUUUAGUGCUCGGCGGAGAGAUUUAAGAUGGGUUGCUUGGAAGCCCCCACCUUUGGGUUGGUACAAGCUGAACACGGACGGUGCGCUUUCUCAUGUUACGGGGCUGGCUACUGCAGGAGGAUUAGUGAGAGAUUCAUAUGGCAAAUGGGUGCAGGGUUUCACUGUUAAUAUUGGUCAUACCUCAAGUUUUAUGGCUGAAUUGUGGGGAGUAAGAGAGGGUAUUCGUACCUGUCGAACGCUAGGUAUUACUGAGUUGGUGGUGGAGAUGGAUUCCAUGGUUGCAAUUCAAUUAUUAUCAGGAGACAGGGAUCCUGGGGGUCCGGCAAGUGCAAUACUAGCUGAUAUUAGAGCCUUGCUGGCGACUUUUUCCUUACUCUAGGCCAUACUCUCCGUGAAGGCAAUGCAUGUGCUGAUUAUCUGGCUUCCUUGGGUCAUUCGGCUUCUCCGGGUACUUCUGUUUUUUGACUUUCCUGCAGUCCCGGCAAAAGAAAGCCAUCAGGGAUCC
Messenger RNA from Rubroshorea leprosula, 2246 nucleotides. NCBI's taxonomy places the organism in Eukaryota, Viridiplantae, Streptophyta, Magnoliopsida, Malvales, Dipterocarpaceae. The record is from the annotation of a GenBank genome assembly.